This is a messenger RNA of Mycosarcoma maydis (corn smut), 5217 nucleotides long. RefSeq lists its product as uncharacterized. Bases 1 to 5217 code for a protein of 1738 amino acids. The transcript has a single exon. Lineage: Eukaryota; Fungi; Basidiomycota; Ustilaginomycetes; Ustilaginales. The record is from RefSeq and is a predicted model, not a curated record. Gene Ontology annotation, biological process: regulation of ARF protein signal transduction. Gene Ontology annotation, molecular function: guanyl-nucleotide exchange factor activity.
AUGCCUCAACCUGCCACGCAGCACACAAACCCGGCUGACCCCCAUGAUCCCAAACCCACCACCGCUUCCAGCGCUCACAUCGCGCUUAGAGGUAUGCAACGAGGAGCAACAGUCGACACCGCUUCAAGCUCAACAGCUGCUGCUAGACGCCUCGGCUUGUCCCUUGGCAUUGACGCUAGAUCAGACGAUCCCGUCAGCCUGCUCACUGCAUUUGCAACGCUCCGAGCCCAACUCCGCUCCUGCACUGCCCUGUCCAGCUUCCCGCUUCCCGCCCUUCUGGCUCCCUUCCUGCGUGUGAUUCUCAGCCCGCGCACUUCGGCCCCUGUCACCUCCGCCGCACUUCAAGCUGUCCACAAGUUCUUGGUCUACAACAUUGUAACCUUGUCCGCCCCAGCUGCCCAGAUCGCUGUCGCAGAGAUCGCCCAUGCCACCAGUCACUGCCGUUUCGAAGCCUCCGAAGCAACCACCGACGAGCUCGUCCUGGUUCGCAUCCUCUCGGUCAUGCGUGAACUUAUCUGCGAGCCCACCAAGCUUGACUCGCCCUUGCCCAACCACUUUGACCCCAUUCACACAAGACAGCCGCGCACGCUCGCUGAUUGCCUAGGCGAUGACAGCGUCUGCGAGAUGAUGGAGACCGGCUUGUCCAUGUGCUGCCAGACUCGCCUUUCCGAGGUACUCCGUCGCACAGCCGAGCUGUCCAUGACUUCCAUGGUCCGCACCCUCUUCAGCCGUCUUCCGCUUCUAUCGCCAUCCGUCGAUGAAUUCUAUCCUUCCACCACAGAUGGCCCUGAGCGUGAACCGGAGCAUGCGACACUCGCUGCCGAUCCCGUCGGUCAAGAUGCCGAGCUUGACGAAAAGAAGCGCCGCAGAAUGACCAUGCCCGACCCCACCAGCAACGCUUUCCCCGCAGCCGCAGCUCACGCCCUCGACGAGCUGCGCGAGAUGGGACAAGAACAAGACGACGAAGACCAACAGGCAGCAGCGUCACCAACCGAUGCAUACAGCACACUGAACGAAUCUCGACAAGAGAAGCUCAUCUCAGAAGUCCAAGCUUCAUCGCAAGACGAAAAACAACCAACGACACCACUUUUCGAUCAGCCGCAGGCCACACCUGACACUGAGGCAGCACCUCAAGAUCCCGCCACCGAUGCGUCUCAACAAGAAGCGGUUACAACACCGAUUCAGAUCAAGCCCUUUGGACUACCGGCGAUUCUUGAAGUUUGCCGCGUCAUCGUCUCUCUCCUUGACCCCAACAACCUGCAACAUACUAACACCAUGCGCAGGCUCGGCAUGUCCAUGCUCAUCUCUAUCCUCGAAACCUCUGGCCGCUCCAUCGGCGACUUUCCUUCGUUACGUGCCCUCAUGCAGGAUACCGCUUGCAAGCACCUCUUCACCAUCGCACGCAGUGACGACACCAUUCCGCUGUCACUGAGCCUGCGCGCUCUUUCCACCAUGUUUGAGACCAUGCGCGAGCACUUGAAGCUUCAGCACGAGCUCUUCCUCAACUAUCUCAUGGAUCGCCUUGCUCCCACUUUCCCACUUGCACUCGAGCCCUGGAACGAGAGGUCUUUUGACAGUGUUGCCAAGCGUGCUCUUGCUGCCGAGGCCCUAACGCGCACCGCCACUCCAGAUCUCCCUGCAGCUGCCUUACAGGUUCAACCACCGCCUCCUCCUGCGCCACCUGCGCCGCCACUGCCAAAAAGCACGGAUCGUGCACCCGCCACCGGAGAGGCUCGCGAGCUCUAUCUCGAGACCUUUGCACAGCUCUUCCGCAACUUUGAUUCGGAACGCUCCGCCGAAUACCUUGUGGACCUCUACCUAAACUACGACUGCUAUACGGACUGCGACAACAUGUACGAGCGCGUGCUCCACUUUUUGUGUCGCAGCAUCCAUGCAGCCAAUCCACAGAGCCCUUUGCAGCAAGACUCUGUACAGCUCUUCGCCCUCGAUGCGCUCCUCUCCUUCAUCGCGGCCAUCGCAGAACGCGCCGAGACAAUACAGCCCAAUGCUGCCGAGCAGCAUGCCGUCCUUCCAGGCGGCCUUUCGGCCCAAGCUCUGGCGCUUCAGAAGGCCAAAAAGGCGACCAUCCUGGAUGGUGCUAGUCGUUUCAACGCAAAGCCCAAAGAUGGACUCGCCUUCCUCGAAAAGCAAGGUCUUCUCGACUAUGGCGAUUCCGCUCUCUCACGUGAGGAGAGGAUCGCCCGUUUCCUCAAAGAAUGCCCACGCCUUGACAAGAAACUCGUCGGCGACUACAUUGGCCGCCCUGACAACAUCAAUGUGCUCGAAGCCUUCAUUCGUCUGUUUGACUUCAAGGAUAAGCCCAUCGCCGAGGCGCUGCGAGAGAUGCUCGAAAGCUUUCGUCUCCCUGGUGAAUCGCAGCAAAUCGAACGCAUCACUCAGACGUUUGCAUCCACCUACUUUGCUGCCAAGCCCGAGGGCAUUGCCACCGAAGAUGCUGUCUUUAUUCUUGCCUACUCUGUCAUCAUGCUCAACACGGAUCAGCACAACCCACAAAACAAGCGUCGCAUGACGGUCGACGACUAUCGCAAGAAUCUUCGAGGCAUCAAUGGCGGCCAAGAUUUUGCUCCCGAGCUGAUCGGUGCUGUUUACGAGAGCAUUCGCAAGCGCGAAAUCGUCAUGCCGGAAGAGCACGCUGGUCAGCUUGGCUUCGAGUAUACCUGGAAAGAGUUGCUUAGGCGUUCGCGAACUGCCGGCAGCUUGGUCGCUUGUAAAACAACUGCCUUCGAUCGUACUAUGUUCGAGGCUAGCUGGAAGCCAAUUCUUUCGAGCAUCGCCUUCGCCUUCUCUACCUUCUCUGAUGAGUACAUGGUAGAGAGAGCAAUCUCGGGUAUUCGUCAAUGCGGUAUUCUCGCAUCCGACUUUGAUCUCAUUGAGGUCUUUGACUUUAUGGUGCACACGCUUGCAAGUGCUACCGGUCUACUUGACAGCUCGGUGCCACAAACCUUGACGAGCAAUCCGACGGUCGAGGUUGAAAACCAGCAGGUCACCGUCAGUCCGCUCUCGACACGCUUUGGUGUCAACUUCAAGGGUCAACUUGCGGCAGUGGUCUUGUUCACCAUCGCCAACGGCAACAUGGACGCCAUCCGCACCGGUUGGUCAGAUUUAUUCGAGAUCUUCAAAAAUUUGUUCGCACAUGGCAUGCUUCCUGCCUCUAUGGUGCAGAUGGAAGAUCUCGCCGAUGGCCCUGUCCCCAUCCCGCUCAAGCCAAAGAAGAUCCCCGGCCCUUCACCACAAGAUCCGCGUGCUCAGGGUGGAGGCCUGUUCAGCACUCUCUCCUCGUACCUCUUGUCUCCAUACUCAAACACGAACGAGCCUGCCCCGUAUGAGGCCACCUCUGAAGACAUUGAGGCGACCUUGAGUUCGGUAGACUGCAUCGCUUCCUGCCGUCUCGAAGACCUGUGGCGACAGGUGCUUCAGCUUUCGACAGAGUCGCAUCUAUGCGCCGUCCACUAUCUUCGCUUCCUCAUCGAGUCGCUUACCGUCGAGAAAGUCCUCUUCCGCGAGUCGGCCGGCUGGAAUACCGACGGCACCUCUACGCCGAAUAGCGUGCAUCAUGGUGCGACCAGUGGCCCCAACGGCAAAGACUCGGGCAGGCCAUUGGCAGCAGCUGCUUCUGCUUCGUCUUCGAGUAGCCUCACAGCCGGUGGCGCCGGAUCUCAUGCUGCUUUGGCAGGAAGCUUGCCACUGAGCUAUGAUCCGCGAGUGCCUUUCCUCUUGGAGCUUUUGACCCAGAUUGUCACUUCAGGUCCAAGUCAACAAGUCGCCGAGACGUGGCCGUGGAUUUCGGAGCACAUCACUGCUGUGCUUCGCAACGCCAGGUCGUACCACCCAUUGAUGGUGGAACGUGAGGUGGCGGCGCUUUUACGAAUCAUCACUUCCAUAGUCGCCGAAGAAUCGCUGCGUGAUCAAAUCUUUAUUGCCCUCGAUCUGCUACGCGAGCUGCCGGUUGACAUCCGGAUCUCUGGCUCCAAGCAGCUGCUCGCUGGUCUGACUCGCAUUCUGUCAGCGCAUCCAACCUUUGUGCGUUCUCCCACCGAGUGGGGCUUGGUAUUUGCACUUAUUGCCGACAACUCAAACAUGCGCAACGCGGACUCGGCGCGGCUUGCGUUCGACACGACCAAAGCGAUCGUUGUCGGGUCGACGAAAUUUGCCGACCAGAUUGAUCAAAUGCCCAGGCUGUCGCCGGAUAACUUUUUGCCAGCUGUUUCGCAGCUGGUUCAUUUUGCCGACGGAGCAGACACGAGCGCGUGGCGCAACAUGAUUUUGCGUGAAGCGCCGCAGCGCCGCACAACCAUCACGGAAAAGAAGGAGAUGGCCGAAGCUGAAAAGGUGCAGCAAGAGAGAGGUGUCGAAGCCGUCGGCGUACUCGAGUCGCUGAAGAGCGAGAUUCCUCGCUUGAUUGACAUUGAAGCCGGCAUGGUCAGUGCCGACAGGGACGAAGAGCAAGCCAAGCUGGACGAAAUAUGGAGCAAGUACUGGCUAGCACUGCUCACGGGACUAGCGCGGCAAUGGAUCAACGCUUACGCUCCGGUUCGUUCAGCCGCCGUCACUUUGUUGCAACGAACUCUCUUUUGUCCACAACUUGUCUCGGACGAGUCGCUCAUCUCCCCCUCACGUACGGCGCUGAUUCGUGUCGUGUUUUCGGCUACGCUGUUUCCGUUGAUCGAGGACUUGCUGAAACCGCAGGUGUAUCAGAUUGACCCACCCUCGGCAGCUAAUAAAAACGGCGGCAUGCUUGAGAUCCGCAUUCGCGCAUCUGCGUUAAUUUGCAAGACGUUCUUGCACCUACUACCGCAUCUGGCGCCGUCGCCGUCAGCCGUAGACCAGGACGCCAAUGGCCAUCUCGCAGUCGAGCAAGAGUUUGGUAAGCUAUGGUUGGAUGUAUUGGACCUCAUGGAUCGCAUGAUCAACUCCACUGGAGGAAAUGCUGGCCGAAGAAAUCCGCUUACAGAGGCCAUACCGGAGAAUCUCAAGAAUGUCUUGUUGGUCAUGUCGACCUCGCAGUUGCUGUCACCGGAAGGCAAAGGUGGGAUGCAAAAGCGUUUGUUCGAUGUGACGCACGAUCGUCUGCAGCGCUUCCUGCCAGGCUUGUUCGAGGAGGUUUUCCGACCGCCGACGGCUGCUGUAGUGCCGGUGCGCGAGCGCGAACAGAGCGAGACGGCCGAGACGGAAGCGGCGCCAUCCCAACAGGCGUAG